CACUUUCUGUCCUGCCUUGGUGUUAAUAUUUACCCGCUGGUUAAUCUCGGGGGAUCUGGUGUCUGACUUUGUACCGUGCGCAGGACAACUUUCCAAAACGUUGAGAGGUGUGUUUGAAAGCUGUGGCAAUGUUUGUAGAGACAAGUUAAAAGUUUCAUGUCUUUUUAAUCUUCACCAAGAGCGAUUCCUGCGAUGGCUCCAGAGCUGCUGACUGUCCUAGUGGCUUCAGGGUCCUGUGUGGCAUUUUGUUUGGUGAUCCUGAUGCUGGUGGUGGCCCUGUACAGAAAAGAUCCUCUGUGCUGCAUAUUCAGACCCUCCACAACAGAGCACUACACAGAUGAUCCUCCUCAUUACCACAGCAGGCACUCUUUGAUUGGCAUCACUAAUGAGCACAGCGCUGCCAUGAACCAGGGAGCUAUUGGAGCACAGCUUCCCAGAAGACUGUUUAUAAUAGGGAAGCCAAAUGACUACCACCUGAAUGGGGCUCUGCCGAGGCUGCCUUCCUAUGAGAGCGUUCGUAAGAAGGACCGGCAGAGACAUAUCCACAGUAUGAUCUCACAACGCUUUGGCCUUAGUGGCUGCCAUGAUGAGCCUCCACCAACGUAUGAAGAGACCCUUCGCCAGUCCCUUGACAUUUUACCUGUGAAUCUGCACUCCCUGGAUGUUCACCUGUCAAUGCACCCCCAAGAUCACUCCUCAAACCUCACUGAAGACACACACAACCCCAUUCAACCACCCACACCGCCACAGGGACCAACUUCCUCCCGAUGCCCAGCACAUAGCUCCACGUUUCUGUCAAUCUGAAAGUCUGCUGUCAAGCCACAGCAUGAGGAAAGGGGCUACUUUUGUUCGAGCCAAGCGAGUGACGCCAUGAGACACAAGAGAAGAGUUUCUGGAAGAGCUGUUGAUAGAUCUCUGUGAUCCUUCUUAGAGGUAUUCUCAUGAUAAUGACUCUGGCUAUACACUCCACAAGGGUGACAAUGACACAGCUCUGCUUUGUCCAUUCAAUUCCUGGCAGGUUUUACAUUGUGUUUUUCCAAGAAUGGCAUAAUGGGAGGAUGGAUUUAAAGGCUUGACAAAUGUGAUUCCUUAGAGACAAUCAGGUUAUUUUUGUUCUGAAGACUUUUAUUCCACAUGUUUGAAUUCAACAGAUUUUAUAUUAAUUAAAUCCUUAAUGGUCA
Epinephelus moara (kelp grouper) is the source of this 1181-nucleotide messenger RNA. RefSeq lists its product as uncharacterized. The record is from RefSeq and is a predicted model, not a curated record. Bases 193 to 804 code for a protein of 203 amino acids. The transcript has 5 exons. NCBI's taxonomy places the organism in Eukaryota, Metazoa, Chordata, Actinopteri, Perciformes, Serranidae.